This is a messenger RNA of Heterobasidion irregulare TC 32-1, 443 nucleotides long. RefSeq lists its product as uncharacterized. The record is from RefSeq and is a predicted model, not a curated record. The transcript is spliced from 4 exons. Lineage: Eukaryota; Fungi; Basidiomycota; Agaricomycetes; Russulales; Bondarzewiaceae. The annotation marks the transcript as partial.
GUUCUGUACUCACGCACUACUCUGUCUAUUCCUGAUAUUAUGCUUUAAUCAUGGAUAUGGAGGCCAUCAACAAGGUCAUCAGUAUGAAGGGCCAGGUGUCGCGGAUGGAGAAGGAGCUUGCCGCGCUGCAAGCUCAGCUGAAGGACAUCCCAACGUGGACCAGACUUUCCUCAACCGAUCCAUAUCUUUCGAAAAUCAAGAUUGAGUGGGAUCCUGAGGUACAACAACGCAGGGCUGAAGAGGACGAAGCACGGCGGCAACAGCCAACCGUUCCAGAAACGAUUGACCUCAUUGAGACUCCAGAAGCAGAAGAGUCCAAUGCUCCGGGAGAUACCAAGGAGGGAUCGGCGUCAAAAUAUCGACAAAAAUACAGAGCCUUAAAACAGUCCCAUAAGGAACUCAAGCAGAUCGUGAAGACUCUUUGUACCCGGCUCGAAGAAGCU